This is a messenger RNA of Anopheles coustani, 1419 nucleotides long. RefSeq lists its product as uncharacterized. The coding region runs from base 1 to 1419 and encodes 472 amino acids. The transcript is spliced from 4 exons. Lineage: Eukaryota; Metazoa; Arthropoda; Insecta; Diptera; Culicidae. The record is from RefSeq and is a predicted model, not a curated record.
AUGCCUCUUCCAUCCGGCAGCAAUGGGUCGCGGACCCGAAAGUGGGUUAGUAAGGUGACGGCGAUAUCCCGGUUGGCGCUUUGCGUGAUGCUGUGCCUUGCGAUCGAACGUGCCGAAGCCAUCAGCUACCGGAAGGACUCGGGGUUUGCCACCGAUGGGAUGGAUCAGUUCGUGUUCCGGGAGUACCCGGGUUCGAGUACGACGGGAUCAUCCGGAGGAUCGUCAUCUACCGUGAAACGUUCCGGGCGGGUUCGUUUCAUCGAUGGUCCAGCUGUACCCACCUACAACCGGGGAACUGUAGAAUCAGUCGGCGGAGGAGGAUUCUUCCAGGGUGGUUCUAGCUCCAACGCCUCACCCUUUCCGCAGCGUGAUCGAGAGCGCGAUCAGUUUUACACCGUCGGAGCCUCGAUACAGCUGGCCGGUGGAUCUGGGGAUAUGAUAACACCACCACCGCCGGUCGAAUCGCAACCGAAGCCAAAGCGCAAGAAGAACAAGUACAAGUACUCCAAUGCGAACGAAAAAAUCUACAAUCCCGAUGACCAGGGUUCAUUUACGCCAUACGCUGGGUUCGGUGGAGUGGCUCAACGAUAUCCGGCCCCAUUGCAGGACAAUUACCUCACGUCCGCUGGUCGCCCGGUCGGAGGGCAGUACGACAACUCCAUCUCCAACUAUCCGGAAUUGCAAAAGCAGCAAUAUCCGUUCAGUGUGAACUCACCCUAUCCCGGGGCGAACUACUACUACGGUGGCCAACAGCAGGCAGUUCCUGGAGUGGCACCGAACAAUCCCUAUCAGUACCAGUAUCCCGCGCAGUACACACCACAGUACGCCAGCCAGCCUUACCCUCAGAAUAAUCCUGGAUUCUAUCAGCAACCCCAGCAAUCCUUCGGUGCUGCCCCGGCGGGUGGACAAACCGGGCCUCCGAAUGCACAAAGCAUUCUUGGGGUACUUCAGAGUAUCUUCAACUUUGCUCCCGGAACGUUUGGAUCGAACUCUCCCCCAGCAGCACCGACCCGACCCGGAGGUCUCUACUCUCCCGCACCGACGUCACCAUUCGUUGGGGGAGUCGGAGGACAGUUGCGGCAGGCUUUGGACAACAUAUCCGAAAACGACGAGCUACAGUGCGUCCCGAAGCUCCUCUGCAUGAUGUCCCGCAGCUCCACCGGGCAGGGAUUCAGCCUAGUCAACCGGGGACUCUUAUCGACAAUCCUAGGUGCCGUUCCGGACAGUUCCCCGUGGCUGAAGUUCUCCCGGGCGGCCCUCCUGGGCUACGGUAUCGGUGCGAACAGCUGCGACGCGUACUACCCCAAGUGCCCGAAGGACGAGAUGGAAAUCCUCUACUACCUGAACAACCAUCGGGGCGGUUUCUUCCGGUUUUUUAGCAACGGUGACCAGGGACAGACCCAGCAGCAGUACGGGUGA